Messenger RNA from Tarenaya hassleriana, 307 nucleotides. Its product is annotated as low temperature-induced protein lt101.2-like. The transcript has 2 exons. The coding region runs from base 45 to 209 and encodes 54 amino acids. NCBI's taxonomy places the organism in Eukaryota, Viridiplantae, Streptophyta, Magnoliopsida, Brassicales, Cleomaceae. Gene Ontology annotation, cellular component: membrane. The record is from RefSeq and is a predicted model, not a curated record.
AAGAACACACACAAAAGAAAAAAAAAACUUAAUCUAGAAAAAAAAUGGGAGAUGCCGCUUUCAUUGACAUUCUACUGGCGAUCUUCUUGCCUCCUGUUGGCGUCUUCCUCAGAUUUGGCAUCAAGGUGGAGUUUUGGAUCUGUUUGGUGCUGACGCUAUUCGGAUACAUCCCAGGAAUUGUAUAUGCUGUUUAUGUUCUUACCCAUUAGGACCAAAACAUCCAUCUUUGAUCUUCCAUAUUCAGAUUCAAAGCAUGUGAUCUUUGUUUCUGUUUUCUGUUGUACGACGACGAUGAUGAUGUGAUUUG